GUAAGUAGCAGUGCCACGUCAGCAACAUGACGGGCCUGCCAGACCAACUGCCCAACGAGUCCCUUGCAGCUUACAAGCAGCGGUUCCAGGCUCAGAUAGAGGCUGAGGAACAACUCCAGCUAGCAGCCGAGGCUGCCCGCGUACAGGCUGAAGAGGCAGCAGCAGCAAAGCAACUGCAGCUACAAGCCGAUGCAGACGCAGAUGCCCAGRCUCGCCGCAAGGAAGCCCAGGAUCUGCUGCAGUGGCAUGAAGCCAACAGCAUCGACAGACUCAAGUUCUGGCAUUUUGAACCAAACGGCGACGAGGCAACACCGGAAGAGAAGCACAAGGAGUUCCUCUCCAAACUCGUGACAAGGUUGUUGUACGCUUGCAACUACCAACGGUCAGAGUUGGAGAGACAGUACCAGGACCUGACGCAACGGCAUCAGGAGUUGGCAAAGCUCCGCCGCAUGGUGCAGAGCCAUGAGGAUGCAACUCGGGCACUCAAUGCCCGAUUGCUGGACCUGGAACAAGCUGUACCAGGACCAGCUGAUAGAGCUUCCAGCAGUGCACCCUCUAGCCGCCAAUUGGAGGACCGCGUUGACCACGUAGUGGCAAUGCUCGGCGACAUCAACACUUUCGCUGCGCCGACCACCACCUUCAGCAGUCAGUUGCAUACAUUGAAGACCGAGGUCCAGCAGCUGCAGACGACGAACGCGGAUGGCAACCCGAAGAUGUAUAAAAUGCCAACUUUCAAUCUGGAGAGGUUCGACGACUACACACAGCAGGAUCCGGUCCUCUGGUGGGAAGCAUUCACAACGCAACUCAGGAUUCUGCCCGUAGCCAAGCAUGCGUACAUCGGCGUCCUAUUCCUGAACUCAAAGGGCGGAUGCCAGACCUGGUUGAGCCACCUGGCAACCUCCCACGGCGUUGACGUACCAGACUUGAAGGACAAAGUCACAUGGGAGGAACUGACACGGCUGUGGAAGAAGCGGUUCAUCGUCGACGACGCGCCGACACUCGCCAUCAACUAUCUGUUCACCAUGUCACAAUGCAACACUGCAACACGGGACUGGCUCACGGAGUGGCAGAAGAUUGCGGCAGUGCCCAAUCUGGACAUGCCUUUCACUCAUCUCAGACGUGAGUUCUACAACAGAUCCUGUGCGGCAUUGAGCCAGGCUCUUGGUGAUCGCGAGCAGUACUCAACCUUCGCUCAAAUCAUUGACAAGGCGAGGGAGAUCAUCAAGACCAACAGGUCAGCUGCACACAAGAAGUCACCAUGGCAGCCGACCUAUGUGGAGAAGGUACGAACUGGUUCGCGACAGCAGCACUUCGCUGCAGUCCAGCAGGACAGUGGAAAUAACCCAGCAGCCACUCCAGCAUCAAGUGACGGAGAUCAGGUGGCUGCUGUCCAGCCGCGAAGCAACAACAAGUCCCGCAACAAUGGGAAGGCGAAAUCCGCAUCGCAGGCCGGAAAUGGACAGCCAGUACAAGUUCCAUGGGUCAAGUUUGGCUUGACCGAGGCGGAGUACAAGGUCCGUGAGGCGACUCCACCUUCUACUCCGCCAGAUUCGGCCGCCUUGCUAGCGGCCUCCUGCACAUCUGGGGAGGAUGCGAAUGUCGCAAGUCCUCGGUAUACUUACGAGGAUUAUGCUGUCCACUUAGUUCCACCGCUGGACCAACCGCUCCACGUGCAACAAUCCACCGCAUGCACGGUUUCAUCACCAUCGACAACCGAUUCGGCACCUUCGCCGAAACCUAUCGCCGGGGAUUCGACGUCAUGGUCAAGACUUGAAGAGCUCGACCCAUUGAUGUUCACGGACUUCCAGUGGAUGCCCGUUCCCUCGACCAGACGAUUGCCAAAACCGCAUUGCAAUGUGCUCAUGGCACAACUACGAGAUUACUUGCACACUGCAGUACCGACUCCGUUGAUGGACGCCGGAGUAGAGGUUGUCGACCUUCACGUUUACAUUGUGAAGAUCGACCGCGAGUUCAAGACACAACAGUACGACGACAUCGACGCACCAUUGCUAUGCGUACGCAUUCAGAUCGGAGAGGCGACCUGCAGUGCCUUGAUCGAUUGCGGAGCAUCUCGCAACUACAUCAGCCAGGACUUCAUGGUGCACGCCGGCCUUGGCCCAUGUGUCCGGAGGAAGCCCCAGCCUACGCAAGUCACAUUGGCGGACGGUCACACGCACAAGUCAAUCGACCGGUGCAUUGACAACGUCCCAGUGUACUUUGCCCCUCACGCAAGUGAGGCGGUGUCCUUUGACAUUCUGGACACCAAAUUCGACAUGAUCUUGGGCAUGUCAUGGCUGCGAAGCAAGGAUCACCCGUUCUUCUCUAAGCUGGAUCUCAAGUCAGGGUACCACCAACUCGAGAUUCGCAAGGAGGAUCGCUACAAGACCGCGUUCAAGACACGGUAUGGGCAUUUCAAAUGGCUGGUCGUACCGUUUGGCCUUACGAAUGCCCCAGCCACUUUCCAAGCGGCUAGGACAACGGAGUUCCGACACAUGCUGGAUCGGUUUGUACUCAUCUACCUCGACGACAUCUUGGUGUAUAGUCGGAGUUUGGACGAACAUGUGGAACACCUGCGCACCGUUUUGGAGCGGCUACGACAAGCCAACUACAAAGCAAACCGCGACAAGUGCGAGUUCGCACAGCAGGAGCUGGAGUACUUGGGACACAAUGUGACGCCGCAAGGCAUCCAUCCGCUUGCGGACAAGAUCGAGGCCCUACGAGUAUGGCCCGAGCCCACCAACACCAUGGACGUUCGUUCAUUCAUGGGGUUGGCGGGCUACUAUCAGCGAUUCAUCACCGGAUACUCCAGGAUUGCUGCACCUAUGACGAGGUUACAGUCGCCAAAGGUGCCAUUCGUAUUCGAUGAUGACGCACGCCGGUCAUUCCAAGCACUUAAGACGACUAUGCUCAUGGCACCCGUCCUUAGCAUCUACGACCCCACCCUGCCGACGCGAGUGACUACGGACGCUUCCGGCUAUGGCAUUGGGGUAGUCUUGGAACAACACGAUGGCGAAGACUGGCACCCUGUGGAGUAUUUCAACCACAAAGUGCCUCCCAUCAACUCGCUUGAUGAUGCAAGGAAGAAGGAGCUGCUCGCAUUCGUGAUGGCUCUCGAGCGCUGGCGGCACUUCCUCCUUGGGCGUCGUAGGUUCACAUAGGUCACAGACAACAAUCCAUUGACCUACUAUAAGACGCAGAACACGGUGAG
Messenger RNA from Chara braunii, 3208 nucleotides. The record is from the annotation of a GenBank genome assembly. NCBI's taxonomy places the organism in Eukaryota, Viridiplantae, Streptophyta, Charophyceae, Charales, Characeae.